AUGUCAAUUGGGGAAGCAUUUGACGGCCCGCUGGAUUUCUCUGAGAAUAUUACGUAUCGCAAGCCAAGAAUUGUCGGCUACCCCUUGGACGAUGCCAAUCUUGAAACCCGAUGUCCUCUCAACAAUAAACGACACUAUACUAAUAAUACUCAACUGCAGCAUUCUGUGGGCAAACUCGAUGUGCUCCCGCUCGAAAUUAUCCCCCACAUACUCAUUGUACCUGAUCUGCCGACACUCACUACCUUUCGGCGCGUAAACCAUCGUGCAAUGAGCCUCGUCGAUUCCCUGCAUCAAUACGGAAUGGUGUUCAAACAUUGGCCAAACGUGCUUCGUUCUAUCAUUAACAUCCGCGCAGACUACUUUGACUGCAAGACCCUUUACCAGACACUCUCUUCUAGCAAGUGUAAAACCCGCGAUCGCUUUGGUGGCUAUCUCUACCUCGUCACCUGCAAACAUCUAGGUAUAUGGUUACCUAGUCAUGUUGGUUGCUCAAGAAGGGAACUUAAGCAUCCGCCCUAUAUUGUCAGCCUACCUGGACGAAUUAUGCUCUUUGAUCGGCAAGUUACCGCACAACGAGAGAGCCUUGGCAAUUCAUGUAUCAUUUCAGCACCCAACCUCGGCGCAUCAGGUCAGUCAGUUGAUUGGGGCGUCCAUUGCGCUGGCUGCGAAGACAACACUCAGCCUACGACGCAUCUCAGAAAGUAG
Molecule: messenger RNA, 705 nt
Organism: Phialemonium atrogriseum
Lineage: Eukaryota; Fungi; Ascomycota; Sordariomycetes; Cephalothecales; Cephalothecaceae
Exons: 5
Coding region: 1-705 (234 amino acids)
Source: RefSeq, a predicted model, not a curated record